AAGCUAACCGACUCAAGAGGGUUCCUUCUUCUUCUUCAACCUCCGAGCGAGAGGUUAACGCGAUCGGAAUAAUGGAGCCGCAGAACGAAAAGGCGGAAGAAGGAGAUCGACUCGAAGAAGCGACGGGAGAGAAGGAGUUUGUGGAAGAGAGUAAAGAGAAAGCGGCGGAGAUGAGCCGUAAGGAGAAGCGAAAAGCGAUGAAGAAAUUGAAGAGGAAGCAGGUGAGGAAGGAGAUAGCGUCCAAAGAGAGAGAAGAUGCGGAAGCCAAGUUAAACGAUCCGGCGGAGCAGGAGAAGCUGAAGGCGAUCGAGGAAGAGGAGGCGCGGAAGAGAGAGAAGGAGCUGAGAGAGUUCGAGGAGAGUGAGAGAGCUUGGAGAGAGGCUAUGGAGAUUAAGAGGAAGAAAGAGGAAGAGGAAGAGAGGCGUUGGAAGGAGUUAGAGGAGUUGAGAAAGCUUGAGGCUAGUAGGGAUGGUGAAUGUGGUGAGGAUGGUGAGUAUGAGUAUAUAGAAGAAGGGCCUCCAGAGAUUAUAUUCAAGGGUAAUGAGAUUAUUCUCAGAAAGAACAAAGUGAGAGUUCCAAAAAAAUCAGUACCUCAGGUGGAAGGAAAUGAGAUUGCUGACAGGCCUACAUCAAAUCCUCUACCUCCGGGAACAGAAGCUUUGCCAAAGUAUCAGAAUGUUAGUUCUGCUCAACAGAUUCUGGAUAGUGUUGCACAGGAAGUACCCAACUUUGGAACUGAGCAGGAUAAAGCUCAUUGUCCUUUCCAUUUAAAGACUGGAGCUUGUCGGUUUGGCCCGCGUUGUAGCAGGGUUCAUUUCUACCCGGAUAAAUCGUGCACUAUACUUAUGAAGAACAUGUAUAAUGGUCCUGGCAUUGCUUGGGAACAUGAUGAGGGGCUUGAGUACACAGAUGAGGAAGCUGAACACUGUUACGAAGAAUUUUAUGAAGAUGUUCAUACGGAGUUCCUGAAGUAUGGAGAACUUAUUAAUUUCAAGGUAUGUAGAAAUGGCUCAUUCCACUUGAAGGGCAAUGUAUAUGUACACUACAGAUCACUGGAAUCAGCUGUUCUUGCCUACCAGUCCAUUAAUGGUCGAUAUUUCGCUGGUAAACAGGUGAACUGCGAAUUUGUCAACAUCUCAAGAUGGAAAGUCGCCAUAUGUGGGGAGUACAUGAAGUCGAGGCUUAAAACUUGCUCUCGUGGAUCUGCUUGCAACUUUAUCCAUUGUUUCCGAAACCCUGGUGGAGACUAUGAAUGGGCUGACUUUGACAAACCACCUCCAAGAUUCUGGAUUCGCAAAAUGACCGCUUUAUUUGGUUAUUCAGAUGAAUACUUGAGGCACAUGGAGCGUGAAUAUUCAGGGUCAUUAAGGGAUUGUAGAUCAGAUCAACUAACAGAUUCACAGAGGCAACCUUCAAGAAGAUCUAGAUCGAGGGACCAUGAUCAUGUGAACGUGGGGUCUAAACCUUCUUAUAGGAGUCGAGACAGUUCUCGCGGGCACAGACAUAGUAGGCAUGAAGAGAACCAUCAUGGUGGAGAUGGAAGUCCUAACAGUACUAGAGACGGUAGUUUAGAGAGGGAGAUUUAUAAAGAGCCACGGCAUGGUAAAGAGACAUCGCGUCACGAAAGCAAAUGGUCCGAACACUCUCCUACACAUCGAGUGCCGAGGAAAAGAAUCCACGAGAGGUAUUCCGAUGAUGAUUCAGGAGAUGACGACGGCAGGGGAGAGACGUCUCACAAACGGAAAAGCUCAAGGCGUUAUCCCAGAAGAGGCUCAGAUUCAGAAGUUCAAGAACAGCUGGACGAUCAAGAGGAGUCGAGAACUCACUGGUCUAGUUCUGAGAGGAGAUCAAGAAAAGAAGAUGAUAGGGAAGGAUCAUCAGCUAGUCAGGAGGAGAGUCGUGCACACGAUAGGGUUCAUGCAGUUGGUGAUAAGUCGCAGAGGCAAAGAAGCAGCUCAAGAUAUUCACACGAGAGAGACUCGAGUGAAAGUAGACAUCGCCGGCAUAGAGGAUCAUACGAUGGAGAAAAUGACAGGAGAAGAAGUGUGGAGACUAGUCCCAGAGAUAAAGAUAGGGACAAGAGCAAGCAGAGACAUAGUUACAACAAGACCGGUGAUCCUGAUUCUUCUAAUCGAGGCAGGAAAGGUAAACAAGGCCGAGAAUCGCAAGAAGUCAAGCGGAAUGCAAGUGGUUCAUCAAGUGAUGAAGAGAGAGAAGAAAGACACAAAGAGAGAUCUCAUAGUAGUAGCCAUAGGAAACGAAGAAGGUCAUCACAACACUCAUCACACGAGCAGACUCCAAAGGAACCAGAGGAGAUUGAGCGUUGGAGACCAAUGUGAUCAUCCUUCAUCAUUUAUCUCCUUUGUAAAACUUUAGUUUCAUCACCUGAUUUUUUUUACUUUGGCGAAAAUUAAAUUAAUUUUAAAGAGAAA
Brassica napus (rape) is the source of this 2432-nucleotide messenger RNA. Its product is annotated as zinc finger CCCH domain-containing protein 5. The record is from RefSeq and is a predicted model, not a curated record. Gene Ontology annotation, molecular function: pre-mRNA 3'-splice site binding; metal ion binding. Lineage: Eukaryota; Viridiplantae; Streptophyta; Magnoliopsida; Brassicales; Brassicaceae. Gene Ontology annotation, biological process: mRNA splicing, via spliceosome. Gene Ontology annotation, cellular component: spliceosomal complex; U2AF complex. The transcript is spliced from 9 exons. The coding region runs from base 72 to 2339 and encodes 755 amino acids.